Messenger RNA from Paraphaeosphaeria sporulosa, 1332 nucleotides. RefSeq lists its product as uncharacterized. The coding region runs from base 1 to 1155 and encodes 384 amino acids. The record is from RefSeq and is a predicted model, not a curated record. The transcript has 2 exons. Lineage: Eukaryota; Fungi; Ascomycota; Dothideomycetes; Pleosporales; Didymosphaeriaceae.
AUGAAGCUCGCCUUGUGGGCGGUAUUGGCCUUCUUGGCCAUCGCACUCGCGUUACAGGAUCAACUUCGAUACAAUCAAACUGGCGGUGAUGAUCUUGACGGUAUCAACGUGACGCGUAGGUGGAACGAUCCACCGCCACAGAUUCCGUCUGACCAAGUCUGGAACAACGCGCUCUGCAAAGGCCACAACCUCUGGAUGGACAUGUUCAAAGACAAUGGACAAAUUGACCCCCGUAUGAUAAAGACAUGGGAACUACAAGAGACAGCGGCGUGGGGCUACAGGAUCCAAUACCGCCUCCUUCCUCAACAGCGCAACCUUGGAGGGCUUGGCCUUCCACCCAGCAACUAUGGUAUAGCAAGGGCGCUCGCCAGUCUCGGAAAAUCGGAUAGAGACAGACAAGACGGAGGGCUGAUUGUGAUGUGCGAGAUCUUCCAUUGGAACCCAGAUCAACUGAGGCAGGUUCCCCCAAUCCCUAUCGAUCAACAAACAUAUGCCAAGCCUUCAAAUCCCGUUUGGAGACCGCCACCCCAGAACGGGCCGCGCAACAGGUACACAGGAAUGUCUUCACAAUGGGGUUACAGUGUCGCCGACGGUGUCAUCAUCAACACGAACAUCAAGAGCGCGAUAUCUGCUGCCAGGGAACGCAACCCACCAGUCCCAUUUAACGAUCUUCCUGAGAUACGCACGUUGUCGGACCUGCAAUUCACUGUCUGGGAGGAAGAAGCGAGCUACAUAAACGACAACGCAGUCAAUAACCUUCAGUGGUACUUCGUGGCAAGCAUCCUCAACGAAGAGGCCCGGCAAAUCAUCAAAGGGGCGCUCAUGCAAUUGAACCAAGGAAUCGAUCAGCCGCUGCGUCCAUGGCCUGGACUUUGGGUUCCUAUCACCGUGGAUGCUGGUCGAGCUAUACUGGGCAGUCCGGUUGGGAAGACACUCGGCUACUUUCUCGUGCAGCACAAGCAAAAGUUGGGUAACAUGUGGGUCGAUGGCGUGGUGAUCUUCCAAGGAGAUACAAUGCACGGGUCUGCGUGUCUGGCGUUUCACAUACGGCAGCCUGCGCCUAGGCCUCUGACGAUCCUUGAGAUCAAUCCUUUGGAUCCGAUCGGUGACCCUAUGGGCGGACCACAGAGGCUUAUUCCAGAUCCGCGGGUUUAGCUUUAUGGGACUUGCAAGAUCACAAGGCUCCGAACGUUUCGGUCAAUCACAUAAAGGUGACAUGAGGAUGAGCGGACAAGUUUGCGGUGGGACUGGCUCUAGAUUCCUUGGUGCAUCCACAGUGGAAGGGGCCGGGAUGAUGAAACCUGUGACAUGGUAAUCAGGCUUUGGUUGAGC